Molecule: messenger RNA, 1880 nt
Organism: Chrysemys picta bellii (western painted turtle)
Lineage: Eukaryota; Metazoa; Chordata; Testudines; Emydidae
Source: RefSeq, a predicted model, not a curated record
CAUAGCAACUGUCACCAAUGUAGGUAAAGAAUGAACUGGAGCUGAAUAAAUUGGACCAGAGAUUAAUUUCUGGCAGCAUACUGAACCUACAGAAACAGUCAUUAUCUCCUACACGAGUGCAAGAAACACGCACAACAGUUCAAAGAUGGCAUUAGCAAGUGGACACUGGAUUAGAAAAGAGGUAAUUGGAGACUCCCCAACCCCUAGGCAUGGACAUGCAUUGACAAUGGCAGGCAACAUAGCAUUUGUAUUUGGAGGCUGUUCCAUUUAUAAUACCUUUGAUGAUCAGCGAACAUAUUUCAAUGACUUCUACAUGUUGACAAUUACUCUUACUGAUUUGACUUGGGAAAGGAUACCUCAUGAUGGACAUAUUCCUUGUGCCAGAGAAGGUCAUACACUUUGUGUAGUAAGAGGGAAGAUAUAUUUAUUUGGAGGGUGUUCAACCCAGGAUGCUAAAGAAUGUCUUCCAGGAGUCUACAGAUUUGACCUCAGUUCUUUAACAUGGCAGAAGGUAAAAACCAAUGGCAUUGCACCUCAGACCCUCAGACACAGUUCAGCAGUAAUAGGGGAAAAUAUCUAUGUUUAUGGUGGAGUUCAUUAUGGAAAAGCUGUUGAUGACCUGUAUAUGUUCAGUACUGUAUCUCUCAGCUGGACCCCAGUCAAAACCACUGGUUCAGCACCUGGGGCCAGGUCAGGCCAUGCUUUUGCAACAGUUGGACAAGUAAUAUACAUGUUUGGCGGUUCUUCGGGUGAAAAUAUUUACUGCACUGAUGUGCAUGCAUUGGAUACAGGUUUGUUAACCUGGCAGCAGUGUGAAAUCAAGGGAGAGAUACCCAGUGGAAGGUCACAUCACACAUUUACAGCACACCAUGACAAGGAUAUCUAUUUGUUUGGAGGAAUAUAUGAAUCUAAAGAUGGUAAUAAAACAACAAAGAAUGAUGUAAAGAAAUUAAGCUUAGCAAAGAUGAAAUGGAAGAUGCCACUUUAUGUAGGGAUCCCUCCCGCUUGCAGACACAACCAUGUAGCAUUUAUUCUUCAUAGCCAUCUCUAUAUCUUUGGUGGCAUGAAUGAGGAAGAAGAACUCAAUGAUAUAAUGGGGAUGAAAUUGAUAAACCCAUCAGACAGACAACCUAUAAUGAAGGAGAUUCUCUCAGAAUUUGGAAUCCAGGGAGUAAGCAGCAGGUUUACUCCCACCAAAAUACCCAAAGUGAAAUAUGAAUUAAUGGUAUCACCUUUUCCUGCGAGAAUGGAGUCCCCACCUGCAAUCCCAGCAGCUCAACUCAGAGAUUUCAUUUCUGUACGUAACCAAGCAAUGGACAUGAUCACAAGGGCCUUUGCCUUGCUGGACUUGGAGUUUCAAAAGCUAGACACUGAGAAAGCUGAAUUAGUUCAGGCCACAAUUGCUUUCCAACAAGAAAAGGAGGCUUACAACAAACAGUUCAGAUAUCAACAGCAGGAGCUGCAAGAGAUGCUAGAUAAGCACAAGGCCCAAAAUGAAGCCUGGCUCAAAGCCAGAGCAGAGGAAAAUGACAAGGAAAGGAAAGAAAUAUGUAAACUGAGGGAAGAGAUUCUUCAUGAUCAGGAGAGGCUAAAAGAAGAACAGCAAAAUGUUCAACAGCGCAAUCAGCAGCUGCUUUCUAUUAUGCAACAGUUUAAAGGAAUGUGACCAGUCUGCUGAAUAAAGCCUGAACCACAUGAGCAGGAUCAUAGCAACAAUACAACCCUACUUGAACAACUGAGUUCUUAUAUACUAAUAUAAAAAAGAUCCAGUUACUGUGCAUGUUGAAGGACCAUAUUCGGUUAGUGUGAAAAGGAGUUUAAUCUCCUUAGGUUCUCUCAUGAGCACUGGAAUGAUAUCUCAAUUAAAUUUCCACCCACUA